Rhizophagus irregularis DAOM 181602=DAOM 197198 is the source of this 1419-nucleotide messenger RNA. Lineage: Eukaryota; Fungi; Glomeromycota; Glomeromycetes; Glomerales; Glomeraceae. The record is from RefSeq and is a predicted model, not a curated record.
AUGUCUAAACCACUUCCACUAGAAAUUAUUCAUCCAAUCGUUCUUUAUUUAAAGGAUGAUAAAAAAUCUCUUCAUUCUUGUUUAUUAGUUUCUCGUGAUUGGUGUAGAGGAACGGUAAAUAUAUUAUGGGAACAACCAUUUCACUUUUUAUACACUUGUAAUAACAAUAAGAAAAACAUUAUAACUUCUUCAACUUCUUUAUCUAAUCUUUCUAAUCUUUAUAAUACAAAUUAUAAUUCAAUGAAUAAUAAUAAAUGUCAAUGUUCAGAAAAGAAACGACAACUUCAAGCUACUAAUUUAUUGAUAACUUAUUUAUCAAUUAAAUAUAAUAAUGAAUUAAUUGAAAAAAAUAUUAUUACAAAUAUUAUGACAAAAGGAGAAAAUAUGAUGUUUAAUUAUUUUGAAUUUUUAAAAUCAUUAGAUUUAUUAGAAUUAUAUUCUGCCAUUCAAGAUUGGAUUCAAUGGAUGAAUAUUAAUAAAUCAAUGAAUUCAUCAAUUUUAAAUUCAAAAAUUAAUAUGAUUUUUAAUAAAGAAUAUCCAUCAUUAAAAUAUAAUAUAUUUGAAUAUUUUUUCACUUAUUCAUUAAAAUUAAAAUUACUUUCUUUUGAUGAAGAAUUUAUUUUACGUAAGUUUGAUAAUAAUAAUAAUUAUAAUAAUUAUCCUUGUUCAUCUCUUAUUAAAGAAAAAUUACGUGAUAAUAGUUGGCAUAUUUAUUUAAUUUUAAAUAAUUUAUUAGAAUUAAAAAAUCCUGAAAUUAAACAAAUUUUUAUUAAUUUAUCUGAACUUGUUUUUACUACAAAAAGUAAAAAAAUUCAAUCAUUAUUUUUAAUUUCAAAAAAUUGUCAUAAUAUUCAAAAAUUAAUUAUUAGAAUCAAUUGUGAUUUUCGAAAUUUAUAUGAUGAAACGAAUCAACUUAUUUCUUUAAUUGAAUCUCAACAAAAUUUAAUUUAUUUUGAAUUAAUUGAGAAUCGUACUUAUACAAAUGAAAUUUUAAAAUCUUUAAAAGAAUUUCAAUAUAAUUCAUUAAAAACUUUGAUUCUUAAAGAUGUAUUUAUUAGUAAAGAUGAUAUUAUUUUAUUUAAUUUGAAAAUUUUACAAGAAUUAAGAUUUAAUAGAUGUGUUUAUUCAAAUAAUAAUCGAUUUAAUGAUGAAAAGAAAAAUGAUUGGGUAGAUUUAUGGUUACCGAAUCUUAAACAUCUUGAAGUGGAUUUUUUAGAUAAGUAUAAAGAAGAAUCCAAUGAAUUAUAUUCUAUUUUACUUAGAAGUUCUCCUUUAAUUAGCAACAUUUAGUGUGAUAGUCAGUAACCUAAUAUGAAAUUCAUGUUCAUUGAUUGUAAUUUCCAAAAGUCAUACGUAAUAAUGUAAAUCAAGAUAAUAUCGAUCGAAAGAAUAAAUAAAAUCAACGAUUAUUAAAAUAAC